AUGGAGCCGUUUGGCGGCAUCUCCCCCGGCGGGAGCAUUGCUCUAGGAAUCAUCGUUGGCCUCAUGUCGACCAGUGUGCAGAGCCUAGGACUGACGCUGCAGCGCAAGUCGCACAUUCUCGAGGACGAAAAGGGCCCUCACGACGUCCGCCGCCCGCCCUAUCGCCGCCGCCGCUGGCAGGUCGGCAUGGGCAUGUUCAUCGUCGCCAACCUCCUCGGCAGCUCGGUGCAAAUUUCGACGCUUCCGCUGCCCGUGCUCUCGACGUUGCAGGCCGCGGGCCUCGUCUUCAACUCCAUAUGUGCAACCCUCAUCCUCAGCGAGCCCUUUACGCGCUGGUCGCUCGCCGGCACUUCUCUCGUCACCACCGGCGCCAUCCUCAUUGCCGUAUUUGGUGCUAUUCCGUCGCCGGCCCAUAACUUGGACGAACUGCUGGUUCUCAUGGCGCGCAGGCCCUUUAUCGUGUGGAUGGUCCUGCAGGCGCUGUUAGUGGUGGCACUGGCGGUGGUGACCGAUGUGACGACUAGAAUAUCCAGCAUCUCCCACAGCUCUCGGUUUCGACUUAUUCAAGGCAUUUCGUAUGGUGUCAUUAGCGGCGAUCUGUCAGCGCACGCUCUACUAUUUGCCAAAUCGGCCGUCGAGCUGGUCAUCAAGACCGUGGCUGGUAAGAACCAAUUUAUUCACUGGCAGGCCUGGGCCAUUGUGCUGGCACUUGUCUCGCUGGCUCUGUGCCAGCUUUACUAUCUACACCGGGGCCUCAAGCUUGUUUCAACGUCGGUUUUGUAUCCCCUCGUUUUUUGCGUUUAUAACAUUAUCGCCAUUCUGGACGGUCUAAUAUACUUUAACCAAACAAGCUUCAUUUCACCGCUGCGGGCUUGUAUCAUCAGCCUGGGUACGGCAAUCUUAUUGAGUGGCGUCCUUGCCCUCUCAUGGCGUCUCAGCGAUGAGCAGCAUGCUCCUGGCGUUGGCCAGUCUACGCUGGCACCUGGCCUGGGUAUGGUAGAGGAUACAGAGGGUGAAGAGGAGUCACUUCUCAGCGGAGAGGCGGUCGCUGAGUCUGAAGAGGCGUUCCCUUCCUACAGCACGUUUGCAACUGCCGAGUCGACGCCCAUGACGCCGACCAAAAAGACGUUUCGAUGGGCAGAAGAUGCCGAAAUCUGGGGCGAGCUGGAAGACGAACAAGUCAACUCGCCCGUGGGCCGUCUACGGGCCAAUACAAUGCCAGGCGUGACUGAGUCUACAGGUCUUUUGCUCGGUAUCCGCAGAGCCGUUAGCGGGGCGGCAACGAUUCCGGAGGAGGGCAGCACGCACUCGGAUACGUUCACACGACGGCCGCCGCGACGACGACGCAAGAGCACCGGGUUCCCUGGGCUUGUCGCGCGGCGUCACCUGAAGAAGCGGGACUCCUUUACUGACUCGGUCAGCAACAUGUUGUCGUUUUCGUGGUGGAAGGGUAAAGGCGGGCGGGCCUCUACACACAGCGCGCCGCCUGGUGAGCCGUCCACACAGCGGCCGGCCAAUACACUUACGACCGACUCUGCGGUAUGA
Molecule: messenger RNA, 1545 nt
Organism: Beauveria bassiana ARSEF 2860
Lineage: Eukaryota; Fungi; Ascomycota; Sordariomycetes; Hypocreales; Cordycipitaceae
Product: DUF803 domain protein
Exons: 2
Coding region: 1-1545 (514 amino acids)
Biological process (GO): magnesium ion transport
Cellular component (GO): membrane
Molecular function (GO): magnesium ion transmembrane transporter activity
Source: RefSeq, a predicted model, not a curated record